AUUGUCCUAAAAACCUAAACCAUUGGCGUUUACCAUAAGAACCUUCCAGAAUCCAGAACUGAAGAACACGGCAGUUACAAUUCAUACCACAUUGCAAAUUCCUCAAACACCACAUAACGUCACAAUCCAAUGUGCGCCCAAUUAGAAUUGUCUUAAAUCAGCAACACUGCUUUUCUUUUUGAUUUCACCCCUAGAAAAUAAAAUUGUAUAAAACCUCAAAACCAAAGCAAACCUUUGUCUUUCUCAGAUUGUUAAAUCUCUCUCAUGGAUUCUCGAAAAUAUCUCGCACUUUCUCUCUGUUUCCUAUUCCUUUUUCCUGAUCUGUCCCAUUCGAAUAUUCAAUUGCCCGGAUGGCUUGGGGACAACAAAAUGCAGGGAUCGGUGCUGAAACUCAAGAAAGGUGUUUCCUCUGCUACGUUUGAUCCCUCUCGUGUCACUCAGCUCUCAUGGCAUCCCAGGGCUUUCCUUUAUAAGGGAUUUCUGAGUGAUGAAGAGUGUGACCACCUAAUCAAUGUGGCAAGGGAUAAGCUGGAGAAGUCGAUGGUGGCAGAUAAUGAGUCGGGUAAGAGUAUUAUGAGUGAAGUUCGAACGAGUUCUGGCAUGUUUCUGCGGAAAUAUCAGGAUGAAGUAGUCGCUGAUAUUGAGGCCAGGAUUGCUGCAUGGACGUUCCUUCCAAUAGAAAAUGGGGAGGCCAUGCAAGUACUGCACUACCUGCAUGGGGAGAAAUAUGAACCACAUUUUGAUUAUUUUCAUGACAAGGAGAAUCAAAAAUUGGGUGGCCACCGAGUUGCCACUGUAUUGAUGUAUUUGUCUAAUGUUGAGAAGGGUGGGGAGACAGUCUUUCCCAAUGCAGAGUCAAAGGUGUCUCAACCAAAAGACGAUGAUGUGUCUGAUUGUGCUAAAAAUGGCUAUGCAGUGAAACCCAAAAAGGGUGAUGCCUUGCUGUUCUUCAGUCUUAAUCCCGAUGCAACUACAGAUACACGCAGCUUGCAUGGAAGUUGCCCUGUUAUUGAGGGAGAGAAGUGGUCUGCAACCAAGUGGAUUCACGUAAGGUCCUUCGAGAAACCAAACAAGCAAGAAGGCAUGGGAGGCAAAGGGGAUUGUGUGGAUGAGAAUGAGAACUGCCCUGUAUGGGCUAAGGCUGGUGAGUGUAAAAAGAACCCUCUUUACAUGGUUGGUGAUGAUGGAAAAUGUAGGAAGAGUUGCAAGGUUUGCUCAUCCUAGGAAGAACAUUUCUAGUUUUUCCUUUGUUCUAUACAGGGCGAGGGAGAUUUAAUCCUCUAAAUGUUGUAUAUAACAUUGAGCUGUGGCUUAGUAGGAUCUGUACCAGAGUUGGUUGGACUAACCUGCCUCUCUUCCUCGUAUGAAUUUUUUUUUUUCCAUCUUGGUUUUUACUUUUUAAUGUACUCUUAAAAAAAGAAAAAGAUGAAACUAUAAAUAAGUGCACCCAGAAAAAGGAACUUGCAUA
Messenger RNA from Quercus robur (English oak), 1468 nucleotides. RefSeq names its product probable prolyl 4-hydroxylase 7. Gene Ontology annotation, cellular component: endoplasmic reticulum. Gene Ontology annotation, biological process: peptidyl-proline hydroxylation to 4-hydroxy-L-proline. The coding region runs from base 265 to 1224 and encodes 319 amino acids. The transcript has 8 exons. Lineage: Eukaryota; Viridiplantae; Streptophyta; Magnoliopsida; Fagales; Fagaceae. The record is from RefSeq and is a predicted model, not a curated record. Gene Ontology annotation, molecular function: iron ion binding; L-ascorbic acid binding; procollagen-proline 4-dioxygenase activity.